Ornithodoros turicata is the source of this 673-nucleotide messenger RNA. RefSeq names its product NHP2-like protein 1 (gene hoip). Gene Ontology annotation, biological process: ribosome biogenesis; maturation of SSU-rRNA; maturation of LSU-rRNA. Gene Ontology annotation, molecular function: RNA binding. Gene Ontology annotation, cellular component: cytosolic large ribosomal subunit; box C/D methylation guide snoRNP complex; nucleolus. Bases 155 to 538 code for a protein of 127 amino acids. The record is from RefSeq and is a predicted model, not a curated record. The transcript has 5 exons. Lineage: Eukaryota; Metazoa; Arthropoda; Arachnida; Ixodida; Argasidae.
GCAGUCCAGCAACAAUGUACGGCAAACGUUUGUUUCGCGAUUCUGCCGCUAAAUACACGUGCGGUGUACUAACCACAUUACCUAAAGCAGCAGUAUUUAACGCUACGAGCUCCUACAUUAUCCAGCCAACUUUCCUCGUCGCUGCAAGAACAAAAUGGCGGAAGAGGUGAAUCCUAAAGCUUACCCGCUGGCUGACCCCGAGCUGACGACCAAAAUCCUCAACAUCGUGCAGCAAGCUACGAACUACAAACAGAUGAGGAAGGGAGCCAAUGAAGCCACGAAAGCCCUGAACCGCGGUCUUGCAGAGUUCAUAGUUAUGGCAGCAGACGCAACACCUCUAGAAAUUCUUCUUCAUCUUCCACUUCUCUGCGAAGACAAGAACGUACCUUACGUCUUCAUCAGGUCUAAGCACGCCCUGGGACGAGCCUGCGGUGUUACCCGGCCGGUCAUCGCGUGCUCCGUGACUGUGAACGAGGGCUCCCAACUCAAGCCGCAGAUCCAGGGACUUCAACAAGAGAUCGAAAAGUUGCUCGUCUGAAGUGCCACCUCGUGCUGUAUCAUAUGUGACGGAGUGUAUUGCCUCUCCAUUCCAUGUUUUUAUUUUUUUCUGUUGCCAUUCUCGCGUAUCCCAUGGAUUCAUAAAGAGAAAAUAAAGUGCCCCAAGUGAUUGUCA